Nicotiana tabacum (common tobacco) is the source of this 1798-nucleotide messenger RNA. RefSeq names its product zinc finger CCCH domain-containing protein 13. NCBI's taxonomy places the organism in Eukaryota, Viridiplantae, Streptophyta, Magnoliopsida, Solanales, Solanaceae. Gene Ontology annotation, molecular function: metal ion binding. The record is from RefSeq and is a predicted model, not a curated record.
CCUCAGAAGGUAUCCAUUUAUAUCCAUCCGUACGUGCAAGUGAUUGCGGUGGUGCUAUCCAAAAUUAGGGUUUGUGGAACGCUAACAAUCUCGAUUUAUCUAUGUUUUAUUGAUUUAAUUUUUGGAGCUAAUUAGUCUGCUGCGUAUACAACGACGAUAUAAAUCCAAAUAGAGAAAAAAAUGGUGGAGAGGAAGCUGUACAAAACGAAACUAUGCUUGCUUUAUCAAAGAGGCCGUUGUCAUCGCCAGAGUUGUUCUUUCGCUCAUGGCAAUGCGCAGCUCCGUCGCUUCUCCGAUUCCCCUGCCGCCGAGAGGCGGGAUUUUCGCGGUCAUGACUUGAGAGAGAAGCUUGAUAGAAGGCGUUCUCCGGUGGGCAGAUACUCCUCCGAUAGAGAUGCAAGAGAGAGACAUGCAUCCCAUGGGCGCAGUCCUACUGAGUCUCUUGGGAGGAGGAGUGAUAGAAAGCGGAAGAUGAAACAUCAUUCGGAAGGUCAAAGUGAUUUGUCUGGAAGUUUGAACAUGUCGGCUGAGACAGAAGAUCAUGUGAAGGAGAAAAAACAUUUAUCUUCCAGUUCCGAAGAUGUCCUUCAGCUUAGGCAGUUGCAAUCCGAAAUUGAUAUGUUGGAUGACCAAAAACGCGAACUGGAGAUGUACCUUGAAAAGACAACUCGUCAGGCAGACAGUCUAGCUUCAAAAAUUCAGGACCUUGAGAUGGAACUUGUCAAGGAAAAAGAGGAAUGUAAAAGGAUUACUUCGAAGAUCAAGAAGUUCGUGGAAGCAUACAACAAUCACUCACGGUUAGAAGGUGAACUAAAAAGGUCAGAAGCUCAGCUUCAAAAGCUCGCUAAUAAACUCAGCUCAGAUUUGGUCGGGCCCGUUGCAAGUGAAGAGGAUUCGGCCAUCAAUAUGAGUGAUGGAGGGAUGGCUGGUAAUCAAUUUAGCUCAUUGGAUGAGCCGCAGAAGAAUACUUCACCCACCAAGAAAAGGCCGAGAAUUCAUCGUGAAGCUGAUGAAACCUCAAAUCAAGCUUCAACAAAAGGAAAAGGAAAUGCUUCGCAGAGGAUUGCUUAUCCUACUCAGCUGAAUAACGAGAAGAAAGAAAACACAGAGUUCAAUUGGGAGAAUGGGUAUAAGACCCUAGUGGGUGAAGAGAAGUCCAAGAAGGGAAUAAACUUCUCCAGUGACAUGACUUUCCCAAACAAGCCCAAAGCCUCUGAUGUUGCUGUUGUUUUGCCAUCAACCAGCAUGGCCGCCCAUGCAGCGGAUGAAGAUGUUGAAGUUGUUGAGAUGGAGGAAAAAGUUGAAGUAGCUGGAAAUGCUACAAGAGCUGGGAAGGGAACUCCUUCUGGUAUUCCAGAGUAUCCUUUUCUACCACCUCCUCCUCCUCUCCCUCCGGGUGCUUAUUUGAAGUAUAAGGGUGAUACUGCGGAAAGGCUUGAUGAAGAGACGGUGGAAGUGGAUAUUGUUUAGCAUAACGAUCAAUAAGCAGCUGGUGCACAGAUGUAGAGGAAUAGAGCUAAUGAGCUGGAAAUGAUGAUCGGCUUAUACAUACAAGUUUUCAGGAUUUUAAAUUUAAGAUUAUUAUCAACAGGAAAAAUAACUUAGAUAACGCUUUUGAGCUUGAUUUAGAUGAGGAGAGCAGAUUUCUUUUUGUAUAGCAGGUUGAUAAUAAUAGUUUAGAGUCUCUUAAUCUUCGCCUAUGCAGCAAGCUCCUCGAAUGUUGCUGGGGUUUGUUGGUUUAAAAUGUGCUACUCUGAAGUCUUAACAGGAGACAUGCUAAAUAAUCCCGAAAACGAUA